This is a messenger RNA of Vespula vulgaris, 1645 nucleotides long. RefSeq names its product very-long-chain 3-oxoacyl-CoA reductase-like. Gene Ontology annotation, molecular function: oxidoreductase activity. NCBI's taxonomy places the organism in Eukaryota, Metazoa, Arthropoda, Insecta, Hymenoptera, Vespidae. The coding region runs from base 136 to 1062 and encodes 308 amino acids. Gene Ontology annotation, cellular component: endoplasmic reticulum. The record is from RefSeq and is a predicted model, not a curated record. The transcript has a single exon.
GAGGAGCUAUUUGAACAUUCGUAAAGAUCUUUCGUUUUGAAUCGAGGACAUGUUUGACAUGACCGAAACUAGAAAUCAUCGAAAAAUGAAUGGACGGAUGCGUUAUUUCGCUCUGUAACUGACAUCUCAUUCGCAAUGGGUAUUAUAGAAAAAAUAGGUUAUAUAGCGAUCUUUUACUGGAGCUACAAAAUCUAUCACGGCAUAAUACGUAAACUGAUCAAUGGCUUUUCGAACGACAAGAAAAUUGAUUUAUUAUCGAUGGGUAAAUGGGGAAUGGUAACUGGUUGUUCACAUGGUAUUGGGAAAGCAUAUGCCGAAGCACUUGCAAAAGCAGGAUUAAAUGUUGUCCUAAUAAGUCCCGAUACUGAAAGUUUGAAAAUAUUUGCCAACGAAAUAGAAGCUCUCUGCAAUGUUAGAACGAAAAUAAUAAGAUUAGAUUUUUCCGAAGGAAUGGAAACUUACCGUGCAAUAGAGAAGGAAAUAUUAAAUUUAGAGGUGGGCGUAUUGGUGAAUAAUCUCGGUAUUUCUUAUCCUCAUCCUGAAUAUUUCCUGGAUCUACCACAUAAGGAUAAAAUUUAUAUGAAUAUUAUACAUUGCAAUAUCGUUGUUGUGACGAACAUGUGUCGAAUAGUCUUACCACAGAUGGUUUUACGUGGUAAAGGUGUUAUAGUAAAUAUUUCAUCUAGCGUGGCUCUAAUGCCAUGUCCAUUAUUGACUGUUUUCGCAGCAACGAAAGCCUACGUUUUAAAAUUCAGCAGAGAUUUGCAAAUCGAAUACGGCAAGCGUGGUAUAAUCGUGCAAUGUCUUUUACCUGGAACUGUGACCAAUCACACGAUGGAUUCUCCAAAAGCUGGCUGGAUGAUACCAACUCCAGAUGAAUAUGUUCAAAGUGCUAUAAAAACGAUCGGAAAGGAAAUCGUCACAACUGGCUUCAUUCCACAUUCCUUAUUGAUUGGAAUGGUCAAACUGAUAUAUCGUUUUUCCCCAAAGUUGAUACUUAUAUGGAUGAUAAGCGUUAUGGAGAAUAAUCGUAACAAUAUGUUACAACGAUAUCUUGCUUAAUCUCAUAAUCUUCAUAUUCGCUUUUUCGCUCAUCGCUCUUUUGAAUUUUGUUUGCCGCGCUCUUUUCAUUUUGCCAAUCAAACACUAUCAAUAAAUUAGUUAGUGCAUAUUAGAUCGUGUUACUAAAGAGAAAUUACAUAAUUUGUAUAUAUUUCUCUUUCAAAAAGAAAACAUUUUUAUGAUUUUUUAUGAAAAUCUACAUUGUUUAUUUUUUCAUAUUUAAUUAUCUAAUUAACAACGCAUAUAUAAUAUAUUUUUUAUGUUACUAUUCAUUUCUAUAAGAGAACGUAUUGUAAACUGAACUAAUGGAAUAUAUCCGAAGUUGCGUAAUAAAUUAUCAAUUAGUUCGUUUAUAUAAACAUUCAUUUUACGUAUUAAAACGAUAUAUUAAUAAAUAAUACAAAUGGAACAUAUAAAAUUAUUCACAUAUAUUCGUUAAAAUCAUGCAUGGCGUUUUGCAUGUUGUUACAUAACGAAAAUUAAUAGAAACAGCAAAAAGGAAAUCUAUGUAGGUAUAUAUGUAUCUAUGUAGCUGUAGAUAACAAAAUAUUUAUAAAAUUAAUAUACAAAUGUUUAAAUUUAA